UCGUCGUUCCCCUGAGCGAAGCUAUUUGGCAAAUCCGGUCCCCAUCGUUCUCUGAGCUGCAACACGUCGCUGCAACCGUUUCGACAGUAAUUCCACCUCUUUUGCUGCUUUAUUCGAAACAUUAAGUGAAGCUCCACAAUGGCUACGGAUCCCGACCCCACCGCAUUUCUGUUUGUGUCCCUUGAGCAGAAACGCAAGGAUCAGACGAAGCCGUACGAUGGGAAAAAGAUGGUUUGGGUGCCCGAUGAAAAGGAGGGCUUUGUGCUCGGAAACAUCGAGAGCCAAAAAGGUGAUGACGUUGUGGUUGAUUUGCCCGGCGGCAAGAAAACUGUUAGAAAAGAUUUACUUCAACAGGUCAACCCGCCGAAGUUCGAGAAGUGUGAGGAUAUGUCCAAUUUAACCUACCUGAAUGACGCCUCCGUACUCCACAAUCUCAAGGAGCGCUACUACAGCAACCUCAUUUACACUUACUCGGGCCUGUUUUGCGUGGCGAUCAAUCCCUACAAACGGUUCCCGAUCUACACCCCUCGAGUCGUCGCCCUUUACAGGGGAAAGAGACGCACGGAAGUACCUCCACACGUGUUCGCCAUUUCUGAUGGAGCGUAUAUGGCCAUGCUCACAAACAAGGACAAUCAGUCGAUGCUGAUCACCGGUGAGUCCGGAGCUGGAAAAACCGAGAAUACAAAAAAGGUGAUCGCCUACUUCGCCAUCGUCGGUGCAAACCUACAGACCAAAGAUAAAGAGCCUAAGGAGGGUAAGAAGGGCAACCUCGAAGAUCAGGUCGUACAAACCAACCCUGUUCUCGAAGCUUUCGGUAAUGCUAAAACGGUCCGUAAUGAUAACUCGUCCAGAUUCGGAAAAUUCAUUCGUAUCCACUUUGGACCAACUGGUAAACUUGCUGGAGCUGAUAUUGAAACCUACUUGCUAGAAAAAGCCAGAGUUAUCUUUCAGCAAGAGAAGGAACGAUCGUAUCAUAUUUUCUACCAGCUUAUGUCAGGAAAGAUCUCCGGCCUUAAGGGCAAAUUGUUGCUAAGCAACAACAUCACUGAUUAUCACUUCGUCUCGCAGGGAAAAACUGAAAUUCCCGGCGUCGAUGAUGGCGAGGAGCUCAAGCUCACCGAUAACGCCUUCGAUAUCCUUGGUUUUAGCGAGGAGGAGAAACUCUCGAUUUACCGCAUCACGGCAGCUGUCAUGCAAAUUGGAUGUUUGAAAUUUAAGCAGCGCCCUCGCGAAGAACAGGCCGAAGCUGAUGGAAGCGAAGAAGGCGAACGUGUUGCUCAACUUCUUGGUCUAGAAGCACCUGAGCUUUACAAGAACCUUUUGAAGCCCCGUAUUAAGGUCGGCACCGAAAUGGUAACCCAGGGGAGAAAUCUCACCCAGGUCGUAUCAUCAGUGGGCGCCCUGGCCAAGGCAAUGUUUGAUCGCCUCUUUAAGUGGCUUGUCAAGCGUGUCAAUCAGACACUCGAAACUCGUCAAAAACGGGCUCAUUUUAUCGGUGUGCUGGAUAUUGCCGGAUUCGAAAUUUUUGAUUUCAACAGCUUCGAACAACUGUGCAUCAACUUCACAAACGAAAAGCUUCAGCAAUUCUUCAACCAUCACAUGUUCGUCCUGGAGCAGGAAGAGUACAAGCGAGAAGGUAUAAAUUGGACGUUUAUCGAUUUUGGUCUCGAUCUGCAAGCCUGUAUCGAAUUGAUUGAAAAACCAAUGGGUGUCCUAUCAAUCCUUGAAGAAGAGUCCAUGUUUCCUAAGGCUACGGACAAGACGUUUGAGGAGAAGCUCAAUAACAACCAUCUGGGCAAGUCAGCCAACUUCCAGAAGCCUAAACCCGGCAAAGCUGGUGCGCCCGCUGCCCAUUUUGCUAUUUCACACUACGCCGGCAUCGUGCCUUACAAUCUUACCGGCUGGCUAGAGAAGAACAAAGAUCCAUUGAACGAUUGUGUCGUUGACCAGUUCAAGAAAGGUUCUCUCCAGUUAUUGGCUGAGAUCUUUGAGGAUCAUCCUGGUCUGGGCGGCGAUACUGGAGGCAAAGGCGUCCGUAAAGGCAAAGGAUCAUCGUUCCAGACGGUGUCCCUCCUCUAUCGUGAACAGUUGCAAAAUCUUAUGAGAACGCUAAAUGCCACCCAUCCGCACUUCGUGCGUUGCAUCAUUCCCAAUGAGACGAAGUCGCCUGGCGUUAUUGAUUCACAUCUUGUCAUGCAUCAACUGACUUGCAACGGUGUACUUGAGGGUAUUCGUAUUUGCCGAAAGGGCUUCCCUAACCGUAUGGUCUAUCCUGACUUCAGGCAACGGUACAACAUUUUGGCCCCUAACGCAGCAACCGGCGUAGCUGAUGCUAACGAAGCAUCUAAGAAGGUCAUCGCUACCCUAGACCUGGAUCAAGACGAGUACCGCUUCGGUAGCACAAAGGUAUUCUUCCGCGCUGGGGUGCUGGGCCGCCUGGAAGAAUUACGUGACGAGCGUUUGGCCAAGAUCAUGACGAUGAUCCAAUCAGCUUGCAGGUGGUAUCUUUGCAAGAAAGGAUUCCAGAAAUUAAAGGAGCAACGGGUUGCUCUUGUGAUCAUCCAACGGAAUCUCCGUCGUUUUUCGCAGUUGCGCAACUGGCUCUGGUGGAAACUCUACUCAAAGGUGAAGCCUAUGAUCCACGUAGUACGCGCCGAGGACGAGAUUAAAGCUCUCGAGAAGAAAUUGGCCGAGGAGCAUGAAGCGUUCCUUAGGGAAGAAAAAUUACGCAAAGAGUUGGAGGCCCAAGGAGUUAAACUGCUUCAAGAAAAGAACGAUCUCUUCAUGCAACUAGAGGCGGAGCGUUCCGGAGCUUCCGAUAUCGAGCAACGCCUUAAUAAAACUCUAGCUCAGAAGAACGAUCUGGACCGGCAGCUCAGAGAUGUUGAAGACCGUCUGCACCGUCAAGAGGAUGAGUACCAGAGGCUCACCUCAAACAAAAAGAAACUUGAGGGAGAACUCUCUGGAUAUAGGAAGGAUAUUGACGACUUACAGUUAUCUCUGCAGAAGGCCGAACAGGACAAACAGUCUAAAGAUCACCAGAUUAGAAGCCUUAAUGAUGAAAUUCAGCAUCAAGAUGAGCUCAUCCAAAAGCUAAACAAGGAAAAGAAGCACCUGCAAGAAGCAGGACAAAAGAGUGCAGAGGAUCUUCAGGGUUUGGAGGAUAAGGUGAACCACUUAAAUAAAGUAAAAACCAAACUUGAGCAGACCCUUGACGAGCUGGAAGACUCCCUUGAGCGUGAGAAGAAGACCCGCGCUGAGCUCGAUAAAAACAAACGCAAAGUCGAAGCUGAUCUGAAACUCGCGCAAGAAGCCGUUAUUGAUCUCGAAAAGGCAAAGAAAGAAGCUGAACAGGCCAUACAGCGUAAGGACAAAGAGUUGGCAGCCAUUCAGGCCAAGCUGGACGAUGAACAAAGCAUUGUUGCCAAGCUUCAAAAGCAAAUCAAAGAACUGCAGCAGCGUGUUGAAGAACUAGAGGAAGAACUCGAAGCUGAACGACAGGCGCGAUCGAAGGCAGAAAAGCAACGCGCCGACCUUGCACGCGAGAUCGAAGAGCUUUCUGAGCGUCUCGAAGAAUCCGGUGGUGCAACUUCCGCCCAGAUCGAGUUGAACAAGCGACGCGAAAGUGAGUUAGCUAAGCUGCGACGUGAUCUGGAAGAAUCGAAUAUGCAGCAUGAACAGGCAAUCUCGGCAUUGCGCAAAAAGAAUAACGAGCAGACAGCCGAAAUGGCGGAAACCAUUGAAAAUCUUACAAAGGCUAAAGCUAAGAGCGACAAAGAGCGCGCCACGUCUCAAGCCGAGGUGACAGACCUACAAGGUCUACUGGUUCACCACACCAAGCAGCAAGCAAACCUCGAAAGGCAGGUGAAACAAUUCGAGCAACAAUUAGCCGAUACCCAAUUUAAGCUGGAUGAAUCGAACCGCACGCUUAAUGAUUUUGAUGCCGCCAAGAAGAAGUUAUCUCUUGAGAACGGUGAUUUGCAACGACAGCUUGAGGAAGCUGAAAGCAUGGUGAGUCAGCUAUCGAAGCUCAAGGCAUCGCUCGCCAACCAAGCUGAAGAGGCCAAACGCACCGCCGAUGACGAAGCGCGUGAACGCACUGCUAUCAUGGGCAAAUACCGCAAUAUCGAACACGAUAUGGAGAACAUUCGGGAGGCCCUCGAAGAGGAGCAAGAAGCAAAGGCUGAUUUGCAACGCCAAUUGUCGAAAGCGAAUGCCGAGGCUCAACUUUGGCGUGGCAAGUAUGAGUCUGAGGGCCUGGCACGUCUUGAAGAACUGGAGGAAAGCCGCCGCAAACUUCAAGUAAAACUUGAGGAAGCUGAAGGAACAAUCGAAGCUUUGAACGUGAGGGUGUCUGGCCUAGAGAAGACCAAGCAACACCUGCAAGGUGAAGUCGAGGACAUGCAGUGCGAAGUUGAUCGUGCACAACAGUUGGCCGCACAAUUGGAGAAGAGGCAAAAGUCGUUUGACAAAGUCAUUGCGGAAUGGAAGGCCAAGGUUGACGACCUCGCUGCCGAGCUGGACGGCUCUCAGAAAGAGUGCCGAAACUACUCAACUGAGGUAUACAAGCUCCGUGCUGCUUACGACGAAUCGCAAGAACACUAUGAGGCAGUGAAGAGGGAAAACAAAAAUCUCCAGGAUGAACUUAAGGAUCUCAUGGAUCAACUUGGCGAGGGUGGUAGGUCCGUCCACGAGCUUGAAAAGACCAGGAAAAGGCUAGAGCUUGAAAAGGACGAGCUCCAAGCUGCACUUGAGGAGGCUGAAGCUGGUCUUGAACAGGAAGAAAACAAGGUGCUUCGCGCCCAGCUAGAAUUGAGCCAAGUACGCCAAGAGAUUGAACGCCGAAUUGCCGAGAAAGAAGAGGAGUUUGAAAAUACUCGCAAGAAUCACCAGCGUGCGUUGGACUCAAUGCAAGCUUCCCUGGAGGCUGAAUCGCGCGCCAAGGGUGAAGCCCUUAGAAUGAAGAAAAAACUUGAGUCGGACAUCAAUGAGCUCGAGAUUGCCCUUGAUGGCGCCAACAAGGCGAACGCCGAGGCACAAAAGACGAUCAAGAGGUACCAGCAAAAUCUUAAGGACACGCAAACAGCGUUAGAGGAAGAGCAGCGCGCACGCGACGAAGCUCGGGAACAGUACGCUAUGGCCGAGCGCCGUUGUAAUCAGAUGCAUGGAGAACUUGAAGAAGCUCGCCAGCUUCUAGAUCAAUCUGAGCGCGCACGUCGUGGUGCCGAGACUGACCUGGCCGAGCUACGCGAUCAGGCCGCAGAAAUGUCGGCCAACAACGCCUCGCUUUCAAUGGCUAAGAGAAAGCUUGAAGGAGAGAUGCAAGCCCUGCAGGCUGACCUUGACGAAAUGCUCAAUGAGGCUAAGCAGAGCGAGGAAAAAGCCAAGAAGGCCAUGGUAGAUGCUGCACGUCUUGCAGAUGAACUUCGCGCCGAACAGGAGCACUCGGCUUCGCAGGAAAAGAUGCGUAAGAGUCUGGAAGCUCAAAUGAGGGAUAUGCAGGUCCGUUUGGAUGAGGCUGAGGCUGCUGUCCUCAAGGGUGGCAAGAAGCUCAUCGCUAAACUCGAACAGAAGUGCCGUGAACUCGAAAGCGAACUCGAAAAUGAGCAACGCCGUCAUGCCGACUCUGCUAAAAAUUACCGCAAGGCCGAGAGACGUAUAAAGGAAUUGCAGUUCCAGAAUGAAGAGGACCGUAAGAACCAUGAGCGAAUGCAAGACACCGUCGACAAACUGCAGCAGAAGAUCAAGACAUACAAGCGACAGAUUGAAGAGGCAGAAGAAAUCGCUGCUCUUAAUCUUGCUAAGUUCCGCAAAGCUCAACAGGAACUUGAGGAUGCGGACGAGCGCGCCGACCUCGCCGAGCAGAGCCUGGCUAAACUUCGUGCUAAAAAUCGCUCCGCCAGCGCGGGACGUGCUACGUCGCCCGCCAUCUUCUAAGGCCACCGUGCAUCAACAAUGGUCGUCGACUGAAAAUCCAGCGAUAUCCCUAUUUGGGUUAUAGUGUUUGUUUUAUUGUUUUAAAAAGGGGACGCUGUGCGGUUCGUUGAAGAUGCAGAACAAAUAAUACAAUUACAAUAUUUUAGACAUCCACUAUCCAACCAAGUUCUAUCCCUGCAUAAUUAAGCUUGGGCGCCUUUCUUCCACUCAUAUAAUCAUCAGUACCGCUUCGUGUUAUAAUUAGGUCGAUCUUAGUGUGCUAGCCAGGCAUGCGUGUGUGCGAUAAUCAUAUUAAGACAUAAAUGGAAAAAGAAGGAGCACGAAGUGACAAACUGUCGACGUCCCGUGGAGUUUUAGGAUCCAUUCCGCUUCUAACUUGACGUGGAAAGGGGACAUACAUCGCGCUGCUUCACUUCGUCGACAUCGAAAGAGAGCCGUUUGUGUCCUAUCUCUUCCACGAAGAACAGAUGCGGCAGAAACUCAGCACGUUUAUCUUCACAGCGCUUUACAAGAUACAUAAGACCCAAACAAAAUACGAACCCCAACGUGGCCUUUGCUACCAACAGACGAAGCUGACGACUAUAUGGAUAUGUUCAUAAUAAUAAUGACUAGCCAAAACGAAAACAUCAACUUGAAAAUAAGUAUCGGCUUAGCAUGCGGCGCCAGGAAACAAUAAGUGUCUUCUAUUAACAUCUGUGCUAUUGGCAUGACCAGUAGCGUAAUACUAGGGAAGAAAGAGAGAGAGAGAGAGAGAGAGAUAGAGAGAGAGAGCGAGCGCGACAUUGCUGUUAAUGCAAUUAUAGGAAUCACAGCGAGUGGAGAAACUGCACAGUUUGGUAAUUUCAGUACAAUUUGAAUAAACGAAGAUAAACGGUUGCAUCUUA
Molecule: messenger RNA, 6821 nt
Organism: Varroa destructor (honeybee mite)
Lineage: Eukaryota; Metazoa; Arthropoda; Arachnida; Mesostigmata; Varroidae
Product: myosin heavy chain, muscle-like
Biological process (GO): muscle contraction; sarcomere organization
Cellular component (GO): myosin filament; cytoplasm; myosin II complex
Molecular function (GO): microfilament motor activity; actin filament binding; ATP binding
Source: RefSeq, a predicted model, not a curated record